Messenger RNA from Cucurbita maxima (winter squash), 575 nucleotides. RefSeq lists its product as uncharacterized. The transcript has a single exon. NCBI's taxonomy places the organism in Eukaryota, Viridiplantae, Streptophyta, Magnoliopsida, Cucurbitales, Cucurbitaceae. The record is from RefSeq and is a predicted model, not a curated record. The coding region runs from base 15 to 479 and encodes 154 amino acids.
CUCAACCUUCAUCAAUGGCGAUGGUCAAUCCCCGACAAGACGAGCGAGCCGGAGCAGAAAUUGCCUACGGACCCGAAGAAUGCUACCGAAAAUCAGUGGAGCUGUUAAAGGAACUAGGGUUCCCGAGUGGCGUGAUGCCGUUGCAAGAGCUCGAGGAAUGUGGGAUUGUGAAGGAGACGGGGUUCAUUUGGAUGAAACAAAAGAAGCCCUAUGAGCAUUUCUUCGAGACGACGAACUCGAGAGUUGCAUACGCGACGGAGGUGACUGCGUACGUGGAAAAGUUGAAGAUGAAGAAGAUGACGGGGGUGAAGACGAAGCAACUACUUUUGUGGGUUCCGAUUUCGGAGAUGAGUAUUGAUGAUCCUAAGGGGAAGAAGAUUUGCUUUAAAACUCCAAUGGGGAUUGGAAAAUCGUAUCCUGUUACUGCGUUCAUGGUGGAUGAAGAGAAGAACAAGUAUUUGGAGAAUGUUGAGGAUUGAUUUUUCGUUGCAUUUCUUUUGUUGCUGUUUUUUAUUACUAAAUAAGUUUGGUUUAAUUUUAUUUAAUUAAGGUUAAUUACGAUAUAACGUUUCAAU